Pieris brassicae (large cabbage white) is the source of this 7805-nucleotide messenger RNA. It is a transcript of the gene scrib, whose product is annotated as protein lap4. The transcript has 36 exons. Gene Ontology annotation, cellular component: adherens junction; postsynaptic density; postsynaptic membrane. Lineage: Eukaryota; Metazoa; Arthropoda; Insecta; Lepidoptera; Pieridae. The record is from RefSeq and is a predicted model, not a curated record. Gene Ontology annotation, biological process: neurotransmitter receptor transport, endosome to postsynaptic membrane; neurotransmitter receptor transport postsynaptic membrane to endosome. Gene Ontology annotation, molecular function: protein binding. Bases 180 to 6812 code for a protein of 2210 amino acids.
GAAUUAGUUUGUGGCUUCAUUUUUAAGGGUGAGGUGUUAAGAGAUUUCCCUCGUCGUUUUUAUAUUGUUCUGACAUAAAGUACAAAAUGCUAGUGUAGUUCUAUCAACUAAAAGUGCUCGAAUAUGUGUCGUGAUAGUGAAUUAUACGAGAACAGUUUCAUUAAAGUGUAGUUUCCAUCAUGUUUCGAUGUAUACCUUUGUUCAAAUGUAAUCGUCAAGUGGAAUGUGUAGACAAGCGGCACUGCUCGUUGCCAACAGUACCUGAAGACAUUUUACGUUACUCCAGGAGUUUAGAAGAACUGUUUUUGGAUGCUAAUCAUAUACGAGAUCUACCUAAGAACUUCUUCAGAUUACAUCGACUGAGGCGUUUGGGUCUUAGUGAUAAUGAAAUACACAAAUUGCCAUCAGAUAUUCAGAACUUUGAAAAUUUAGUUGAACUAGAUGUAUCUCGAAAUGACAUUCCCGACAUACCAGAAGACAUCAAGAAACUCCGUGCUCUUCAGAUCGCGGACUUCAGUAGCAACCCUAUACCUCGGCUGCCAGCUGGAUUCAGCCAGCUCCGGUCGCUCACGGUUCUUGGCCUCAAUGAUAUGUCACUCACCAGCCUACCUAGCGACUUUGGCAGCUUGGUGUCUCUCCAAUCACUGGAGCUGAGAGAGAAUUUGCUGAAGUCCCUGCCGGAGUCAUUGAAAAAUCUUAUUAAACUGGAAAGAUUGGACCUUGGUGAUAAUGAAAUCGAAAUACUUCCCGGCUUUAUUGGCGAGUUGCCGGCACUACAAGAGUUAUGGCUCGAUCACAACAAGCUACAGUAUUUGCCCUCAGAAAUAGGAAAUUUGAAGGCUUUAAUAUGCCUCGAUGUUAGCGAGAACAAACUCGAAAAGAUACCAGAAGAGAUCGGUGGAUUGUGUUCGUUAACGGAUCUGCAUUUGUCGCAGAACAUGCUCGAGACUAUACCAAACGGUAUUGGAAAUGUUGGGAAGUUAGCAAUAUUAAAACUGGACCAAAAUAGACUACAUACGUUAAAUGAAAAUGUGGGAAGAUGUACAAACCUGCAAGAGCUUAUUCUAACGGAAAAUUUUCUGACAGAAAUGCCAAGAUCUAUAGGAAAUCUGAACGAGCUGACGGUACUCAAUGUUGAUAGGAACUCCUUGGGUGAAAUACCAGCUGAGAUAGGCAAUAUGACAUUGUUGGGUGUACUAAGUCUGCGAGAUAAUAAACUAACAAAGCUGCCAAACGACCUAGGAAACUGUAAAUCCCUCCAUGUUUUAGAUGUUAGCGGUAAUCGAUUACAAUAUCUUCCAUAUACCCUGGUCAAUUUAGAGUUGAAAGCAGUGUGGCUGUCUGAGAACCAAGCGCAGCCAUUGCUAACCUUCCAAGCAGACAGAGACGAAACAACUGGCGAGAAUGUCCUCACGUGCUUUCUAUUACCUCAGCUGAGUUACACACAACAACCAGAGUUGGAACACACGUCAGAGGUCGGCAGUGGCACGUGGUUCAGGGAACACAGAUUUAAUUCACAGUCGCAGGAGCUUGAUAGGAUAAGAGAAUCAACGUUUUCACGUGACCGCGACUCCGACGAGGAUUGGGAAGAAAAGGAAGCAUCGCGUACAAUAUCAGUGAAAUUUACUGAAGACGUCUCAGAAGCGAAAGAGACGCCGUUCGUCCGUCAAAAUACACCUCACCCAAGGGACCUUAAGGCGAAAGCGGUUAAACUAUUCACGAGGACGCCGGAGCAGCAGAAUGAAGCACCAACGACCAAUGGAAUUAUCUCACCAGAACCUGUUCAAGCCAAGGAAAUUAUCGAGCCGCCACCGGUACCGCCUGCGCAGGAGACACAAGACGAAGAUAGCGAUACACAGACACAUGACAAGGAAUCAACCGACGGAGAAAAUUACGACAAUGACGAAUCUGAUGAACUAGAGCGGGCAGGCAGACGUGUAGCCUGGCGAGGGGUAACAGAACGUGGUCCGACCGGACCGGUGGGGGGUCGGUUGCAUCGGCGAGACACCCCCCACCACUUGAAGAACAAACGCAUCAGCCAAGUGGACGCUGGAAGAGCCAGGGAACUUAUUGCGCAGGCGAUCAAGAAGAAAGAGCAGCCUGAAGAACAUAAAACAGAUGACGAAGAAGGGGUCGAUGAUGUUCCUGAUGGUGAAUCAGUAUCGGAUCGUCCUGAAAGCGAAACGAGAAUACCAGGCGAGCAGAGAUGCAUGGAAGUUAGAAUUGCACGAGCGGCGGGAGGGCUCGGUCUCAGUAUAGCUGGAGGCAGAGGAUCUACACCUUACAUCGGUGAUGACGAAGGCAUAUUCAUAUCGCGGGUCACGCCUAGUGGUCCAGCUUACCAGGCUGGACUUAGGGUUGGUGAUAAAGUACUAUCCGUUAACGGCACUUCUGUUAUUGAGGUGGACCAUUACUACGCCGUGGAAGUUCUAAAGGCCAGUGGAGCCACACUCACGUUAGUUGUCACUAGGGAGUCUCCUACGUCUACGAGAACGCAUAGCCGUGCUCCUAGUGGAGCGAGCCAUCACUCAAUAUCUACGGCCGAUACAGUAUCAACACUCGAGAAUGGACAGAUAUUAACCGGUCGUGGUAUACCAACGAAGCAGUUAAUUAUAAGCAAUCAGUAUGCGCAAGAGUUGGAGCCGGAACAGAAGGACCAAUUGCAUUUUACGAGUCCGAUUAUAUCAUCAUCACCUAUUCCUUCACCUACUCCAGCCACUUAUCACCGACUUGAGGCUUCACCACCUCCCGCUACGCAACCUUAUAUACCACCAGUGUACUACCAAAAAGUCCUAGUACACACGACGCUUAUUCGUGACGGUGCCGGGCUCGGCUUCAGCAUAGCUGGUGGAAAGGGAUCUCCUCCGUACAGAGAUGACAGUGACGCUAUUUAUGUCUCUCGGAUAUCCCCACAGGGGGCAGCCGCUAAGGACGGAAAGAUGGCUGUCGGAGAUAAAGUUGUGUCGAUAAAUGGUGUCGACAUGGAGAACGCUUCGCACGAGGCCGUUGUGGCGAUGCUUACGGGUCACGAGAGAUUCGUCAGACUUGUUCUCCAACGCAGUAUCACUCCUGAACAAGCGGACGCCCUAGCUCGAAAAUCGACGUCAGAAGAUGUGAGAGAGCACAAAACAAGUCUCACCAAUUUGAAUUCGAACAAACCAAUUGCAAAUCACGUAUCACAUAACCACACAGCUCCACGAGUUACGACACACGUUGCCCCACAGAUCGCCCCACAAAUCGCCCCACAAAUCGCUCCACAAAUCGCUCCAAAAGCCCCACUAAAACUUAAUAUACAGUCACAAAAUAUCCCGCCCCAACCAGCGCCAAGGAAACUUAGUCAAACCAACGGAACGGCGGAAAGGAAGCCAACUAACAGUGCGAGCACGCCUCUAACGCCCGCCGGUAGAUUGCACGGAUCUAACGACGAUGUCUUCGACGACAUACAGCCGGCGCGGCCGAUCACGAACGAGGAGUUCCAAGCGAUGAUCCCGGCUCACUUCCUGGGCGGGCCUCGGGCUCCGGCCCCGCCUGCUCAGGGGCUCCGCAUCACCGUGGAGCGGCCUCAGGCCGAAGUGCUUCUGCCUCCCGCGCCCUCCGCCCUCGGCCGCGUCACUGAGACCAUCACCAAGUCCACUUUCACCGAGACGACGGUCACCCGGGUCACAGAUAACCACCUAGCGACGCCAUUGAUCAUAGAAGACGUGACGUUGGUUAAAGAGGGUGGUUCACUUGGCUUCAGUAUUAUUGGAGGGACAGAUCACUCGUGCGUUCCAUUUGGCGCUAAGGAACCUGGAAUAUUUAUAUCACAUGUGGUGCCUGGAGGUGUAGCAGCUCGCUCGGGCAAGCUUCGUAUGGGCGAUCGCUUGCUUAAAGUCAACGGAAACGAUCUCAUCGGUGCAUCGCAUAGAGAUGCAGUUCAACUUUUAUUGCAGCCAGGGAACACACUCGCGUUAUCUGUGAGACACGACCCAUUGCCACCCGGAUUCCAGGACUUAACAAUAGUAAAGCAAGAAGGCGAAAAACUGGGUAUGCAUAUAAAGGGUGGGCUGAAUGGCCAACGAGGAAAUCCCAACGACCCUAACGAUGAAGGAGUUUUCAUAUCUAAGAUUAAUAGCGGUGGAGCUGCCAGGAGAGAUGGUCGACUAAAGGUGGGCAUGCGAUUGUUGGAAGUGAACGGCAUCUCGCUUCUGGGUGCGACUCACAAUGAAGCCGUGAACGCUCUACGCUCCGCUACAAACGCUCCUUUACACCUAGUGGUGUGCCACGGUUACUCACGACCUGAAAAAUAUACCACCGGUAGCGAGAGCGGGACAGGAGAGACAGGAGGUUCGCUGUCUCACUCUACGUCCAGCCUAGAUCGGGACGACACCCUUCAUCAACAACAGGACAACAAUGUGCACCAAGAUAUUGUACAGUUUGAGCAAGAAAAGCAAGUAGCUGAGAUGAGAGAAAAGUCUACACCAGAAAAGGUAAUGGAUAUAGUGCACGCAGUGGAAAGUAUCGCACUAGACCCCGGUCCGCCCAUUUCUCCAGAACCUCAACAUAAAACAACUACAGUCGUAAUGUCCAAACACACGCUGCAGCCUCAGUCGUCUAGUUCGCAAGCGGCGCCGCUUUCGCCGCUCGCGGUGUUCACGGAACAAAAGGUGAAGACGCCUCCUCCGAUGGACAACGGUACUCCCGUGGAUCCGCCGCUUCGUCCGCGCCCUCCGCUUCAACCGCCCAAACAGAAACCUCAAGUUCCCCGCAAACCGCAAAUCAAGCGAGUUAGUUUCACUCCGGAUUCAAAAGACGUACACGACCUAUCCUUGUCGACAAACGAACGAACGAACCCUCGACCCGUAACGCAUGAAUUGCAUGAACGCUCCGCGACAGAAUCGGAUACUAACAAUGCAUGCCCAGAAAAGACCCCAUUACUAACUCAGAGUCAGACCAAGGUCGAAAUCAAAACGAUAGCCAACACUGUUCGUCCUGAAGAUUUUAUUAUUCCCCCUCCGCCAUUAUUUGCAACAAAAGUAAGUGAAAGUAAAUUAAUUCACGAUGAUUUAAACGACGUAGUGCCGCUAAUAGCUGUUGUCCCCGAGCGCAUCGUGCUUCCACAACCGACUGUGGCAGAAACAACCGUGCAGUCCUCUAACUCCACAAAUUCGCCAGAAACAGAAAACCCUCCUCCAAUCAAUUAUACAGCGUAUCCGCAUUUGGAUCCAACCGUUAAAAUCAUCGAUAACAAUUUAGGUCCAACCCUAUUUUCUGAAGUACCUUCUCAACAAAUCUUCCGUAAUGAACUACCGUCAUUCGAAAGUGACGAACAUUAUACAGAGCUGUCCGUCAGUCCCAGUGGCCAACCUGGCCCGCCCGAAUUACUGCACGCUCAAUAUAAAACUCUUCCUACCGUUUCGCACGUACCUAAUUCGCCUUGUUAUUUACAUCCAACUAGAAGUUAUUUCGCUGACAUGGCCAUUUCGAAUGAGAAUCAAUCAUUAAGAGACUUGCGUGUUAAAAAUAUACCCUCCAUGGUGCACUCCACGACAUACCCACCCUACGACCCAUAUCCAUCCUUAACUACGGUAGCUGGAACAUAUAAUCCAUACACAUGUAUCGUGCCGCCUCCUACUGGUCAUAAAUCUCUAUCCCCUACAUUAGUCAGUUGUGUAGAGAAGGACAUAAACUCUAAUUUAAACCAAAGCGUUCAUGAUGUGAGUAAUCGGCCCAAGAGUGCCCAGUCUGAGAGAAGAGUGCAUUUUGGCGAAGUGACGAGUACUCUUGAAUCCGAUAUACCGAAAAGUUUGGAAUCCAUGCGAGAGGGAAGCCCUUCGCCCGCAUCCUUGAAACCCGCAUGGAGCAGCAAAAUCAAAUCCUUCGCUAUCGGCGAGACGUCACCACCUCAAUCUGGUAAUUUUGUAAAAGCAUCUGUCAGCGAUAAGAAAAAGUUUUUUGAGAACGCCAUGGAAGAGAGCCAUAAAUCGUCACCAAAACCAGAGAAAGUCUUCACCUUUCUGUCGGCCGAUGAGGUAGAAAAAUUAAAGCAAGAAGAGGAGAGGAAAAUGGCGUCGUUGUCACGUUCCGAGAUGAGUUCUUGGUCCCCGGGGGAGGAGCGUAGCGGAGAAAGUGAACAUUCUGAUGAUGAGCCUUAUGAAAAUGGACACAGCGUAUCACUAGGCGGCGUGAGUCCAUCAGCGAAAUCCCAAAGGCGUAGGGCUGCGCGUGAGAACGCAGAACACGAAGACGCGGACGUACGUGCGGCGCGACGAGCAGCUUGGAGAGCUGCACGUCUACGCUCUUUGGAAAAGGAUGCGAUUGAGUCACAAAAAGCAAUUAAAAGCAUGGUGGGCCCGGCGCAUGAGAUCAUUGGAGAAGUCCCUCCAAGGGACACCUCUCCUUCAGAGAAAUGGCCCCUGCCACGUAUCGCGUUACGUACAAAACCGGGCCAGAUACUGGCCGUCAAGGAGAAGGAAAAGUUAUUAGACGAGAGAAUAACGCUCCGCACCGAAGAAUACGUAUGUCCCGCGACCGGCGAUACUAAGGUCCGAACCGUCGAGUACAUUGAGAAAGUCAUAGAGAAAGAGGUGGAGACAACACAAGAGAAAAUUAUAUCAUUGGAAUUGACGACGAGUCCCAGUAGUGAGACGGCACCCACAGAUCUAGAGGGUACUGUAAUAGGUCUCGGGGAAGGGGAAACAGAAGGAGACAACUCCCUCCAACCUGACAUAGUGCAGGUUGUAAACCCCUUGCUCGACGGCGGCGCUGGCCGCGUCACCGCCAUCUCCGUGGGACCGGCACAGAGGCUCACAACCUACUCCGAACACGAAUAGACAGCUCGUGCCCGACAAACUAUUGUAUUUUUAUUUUUCUUUUCCAAUUUUGCUUUAUUCCGCAAAAUAUCCCAAAAGGAAUCACUUAAAAAUAUUAUUAGUUCGUGCGUUCUCGCUAGGUGCGUGGGAGUCGCCAUUACAAUCAACAAUUCACGACACGAUUCCGUCGAUGAUCGUUCGUAGAUUUCUUCGGAACAACGAAAUUUCUCACCAUCUUCUGUAUUAACUGUGAUAAUAAAAAUAGAAAUUCCACCGAUUAAUUGAGGUAGAAGAAAUCCACUAACGAUUUUUUGUAUGCAUUUUACGAUCACAAUUUUGUUUUUUUAUUUUUUUAUUUUUUUUUGCAACGGAGUUUUAUUUUGAUAUUCUACUUUGAGUACUUUACGUAUUAUGAUAUUUUCAUUCCGUCAUUUAUUGAUCGACUGAAUGUUGAUGCAGUGGUAAUUGUGACUUAAACGUUAUAUAUUUUGAGAUUAGGUGUACAUAACACCUGUAAUUAAUUCUAAUAUUAUUGGCAUCACAGUCUUCGUUUGAUUUUAGAUUAAAGUAAGCUUUACGUAUUUUUCUAUUGUCAUCAAUCGUGCAGUAUCUGUGUUCGGUGUAUUAUUUUAAUUCAAUUAUUUUAUUGUAAUAGUUGUAUGUGGUGCCUUAAUUAUUAUUGUAUAAUAGCGAUUUUAACAAUGUCACUUGUUGUAAUAAAUUAUAAUAGAUUCCAAUUUUAAUUGUUAAUAUUUCAAUUAUUGCAUUUGUAACUGUAUGACCUUUUUACCGUGUUGUAUAAUUGUCUAUUGACUUAUCAAAUUGUAUAUUUCCGUUUUUAACUGUUUUUGAAAAUUAUUAAAUAGGUAUUCGCUAUGAAUGAAUUGUAUUGUGCGAAUGGUAAUUGUGUGCCCUUUGUAACUUUUUAAGCUCUUUAGCUACUUGUGGAUAUAAACUAAUGAAUUAUUGUACGUUUGUCCUAUAAAUGGUUUAAUAUAUAUUUUAAUAAAAAUA